GAUUUUGAAACUAAUAUUAUACAGUACCACACGUGCACAGAUUAACUUCCGGAUAUAAACAUCAUUGUGUAAAAUGUCGUUUUUCAUCAAAGGAAAGUCAAAACAAACCGGAAAACCAAAAUUGCUCGGGGGAAAAAGGAAGUCCACAGAACCAUCAAAGUUUGCCGGCAAGAAACAGCGGUUCAGAGGAGCCGACGAAGAGAUUGAUAGCGACUCGGAUGGGGGGGAAGUGAAUGAUCAUCGCCAUGACGACAAAGGCUACUCGUCAUCUGAGGAGGAACAGGAGACUGCCCAGGAGAAGAAGCUGCGUCUGGCCAAGCAGUACCUCUCCCAGAUUGAGGCUGAAGAGAGGGAUAGUCGCGUGGACGAGGAAGUGAACAAGGACCUGAUUUCACAAAGGCUGAAACAUGACAUGCUGGAACUGACAGGGAAACUCCAAAAGCAAGUGGCUGCAGACCUGGAAGUGCCGUCCCCGGAGAGUCUGAUCCUGUUCCGUGGUCACCAACUGUCUGUUACGUGUGUGGUCAUCUCUGCAGAUUCCCAGUGGCUCUACAGCGCCAGCAAGGACUGCAGCAUCAUCAAAUGGUCCCUAGCAGAGCGUCGCAAGGUGAAGAUGAUACACGGGGGUAGAAAGGGUACAGAGAAGAAACACGUUGGGCACACUGCACACAUUCUGGCCAUGGCACUGUCUUCAGACGGCAAAUAUCUGGCUACUGGAGAUGCUAACAAACUGAUUCAAAUCUGGGACGCCGGCCCUAUGGAGUUCCUGCACACAUUCAAGGGUCAUAGAGGCUCUGUUACCGGCCUGACAUUUAGGAAGGACACUCAUGAUCUGUACAGCUGUAGCCAGGACCGCUCAGUGAAGAUAUGGAACGUGGAUGAGAGAGCCUAUGUGGAAACACUGUUUGGCCACCAGGACAAGAUCACAGCUAUAGACAGCCUGUCCCGGGAGAGGGCGGUGACAGCAGGGGGCCGGGACGCCACAGUCAGGGUGUGGAAGAUUCUAGAGGAGUCCCAGCUCGUAUUCAACGCACACAGUCUAGUGUCUGUGGAUUGCAUUGCUUUGAUAAAUGAGACCAACUUCAUCACAGGUGCUGAUGACAACUCUCUGUCCCUGUGGGGAGCCAUGAAAAAGAAGCCCCUGUGUACCGUGAAGGGGGCCCAUGGAAACCGGGCGCCAGACAUGAACGGGAACUCCCCUGCAACAUCGCCAGGGGACAAUUGGAUCACCUCUGUGGCGGCCCUACACAACACAGACCUCUUGGCCUCAGCAGGAUCCAAGGACGGCAGUAUCCGACUGUGGAGGUGUGUCAAUGACUGCCACAAAUUAGAGGCCCUGUGUGCAGUCCCUGUGACUGGUUUUGUGAACAGCCUGCAGUUUUCCUUGGAUGGUCGCUUUCUGGUGGCAGGGGUUGGCCAGGAACACAGACUGGGGCGCUGGUGGUCAAACAAAGAGGCUAAAAACUCCAUUGUUGUUAUCCAACUUAAAUACACUGUCAGAUAGGAGCACAAAUAAAUAUAUCUUUGUAAAUA
Molecule: messenger RNA, 1533 nt
Organism: Dreissena polymorpha
Lineage: Eukaryota; Metazoa; Mollusca; Bivalvia; Myida; Dreissenidae
Product: U3 small nucleolar RNA-interacting protein 2-like
Exons: 14
Coding region: 74-1504 (476 amino acids)
Cellular component (GO): small-subunit processome
Molecular function (GO): snoRNA binding; protein binding
Source: RefSeq, a predicted model, not a curated record